Porites lobata is the source of this 12475-nucleotide messenger RNA. NCBI's taxonomy places the organism in Eukaryota, Metazoa, Cnidaria, Anthozoa, Scleractinia, Poritidae. The record is from the annotation of a GenBank genome assembly.
AUGAAAUGUGGAAAGUUGACCUUUGUUCAGACUUCUACUUGUCCUAAUGGACCUCCGAAAUGUGGUGUAUGGUUUCCAGUCUCAGUCACAGUAGACGGUCAAGACGUACAAGUGUUCCUCAGUGGGGUCUUGGUGGCCUCCAUCAAGUCCCAUUUCGCUCCGUGGGCCUGGGGAGGAGUUUUCACUUUUCAUGGUUACAAAAACGAGGUCCUCUUCAGGAAAUUCAUAAUUGCGCCUCAAACGUACAUCACUAAGAGAUGCAAAAAGGUGGUGAGAAACAUCUAUGACACAAAAGCGGUAAUUGACGCCAGUCAAUGACACAAUAAGAAAUUAGUAUCAUCAACGACUUUGUGUUACAAAGAUUCCAAAACCACUUGACGAGAAGUCUGCAAGUUCAUUGAAGAAGAAUCCCGAUUUCUCGAACCCUAGGUUUUUUGAAAUUUCGCGAUAAUUUGAACCAAAUUAAACCUACAGAUUACUUCUCUUCACAAGUCAAAACGUGUAAUUUCCACCGCGGAUUUUUCGAAUCUCCAGAUAGUUCGGACUAAUUGCCUUUUGCCAAGAUGGUUCGAAAAUUAGGGAUUCCUCUACACAAAUAAACUUAAAAACGUGUUCUCCAAAAGUGGCAUAACCAGUUUGGCUUUUAUUAAAUGCUGACUCAUUUUGCUUCAGUUAAAGGCCCAUUAACACGGCUGUAAAGAGGUCGGAUUCUUAGUUGCAAUCUCUAGUUUCAAUUUUUUAUUCUUUCGACUCGGGUAAUGUUUGAUAUCAAGUCUUAAGCACAUUUAAAAAUCACUCAAAUAGUUUUUAGUACCCUUUAAUUGUUCUGUAAAGCUUCAAACAUAGCUCACGCCAUGCUCGGAUCGGUCUCCUUAAUUUAUGGGUUUAAUUUUACUUUUCCGACGAGUGUUCCUGCGUUCAUACGGGAGUUUACCAUCUUCCCCAAGAAGAGUGAUAAAGAAGAAUUUUCACACAUGAUUUUACUUCACGACAUACACGUAAUUUUAAUGUACCGACGCAGGUUGAUGAGCUACCUGGAUACACUAGAGUGGAUACUGCCCAUGGACAUUGGCCGCAGGAUGGCCUCUGUCAAGUAGCUUACCUUAGAGACGGCUGUACAUCAAGUUACCAGCUCUCAGUCGAUAUGUACAACUUCAUUGGACGUGGAAGAGUCAACUAUGGUCACCCAGGAGUGUUGUUAAACGCCGAAGAUCAAGACAACUAUGAUUACGUCUAUUUUAGGUUUGUUGCAAUUUAUACUCGCGUAAGAGCGAAGUUGUCACUAUUUUGAUUUCAGACCAGAGCGACAAUCUGAAUUUUUCAAAACCUUCUUACGACCAGUUCCGUUUACGGAAAUGAUUUCGGGGUAUUAGAAAUUCUAUGUAUGUAUGGGGAGUGCUAUAUUAACUGACAUGUUUUCGUGACUCAGUUUUGUAAUAAGCUUUUUAGGUCUUAUAAUCGCAUUCGCUUAAUUUUAUGUAUUGUUUCUUUUUAUUUCCCAGGCCUCAUUCAUCCAGCGGAUGUUUUCAGACAGGUUACGUUUACAAAGGUCAACCAAAAUUUGACGGAGCUAAGUCCGCCUCUUGCCCCAACGGUCCCCCCAAGGGAGUAGAAUGGUUCAACAUCAGGGUGGUUGUGUCGAUCUCCUCUCCUGCCGGGGAAGUGAAGGUCUACAUCAAAGGAACAUUUGUGACGUCAUUCAACCCGCGCUAUCCAAUCAGAAAACGUGGUGGUGUCUUGGUUGCCAAUGGUUACAACAAUGUGGUGUAUUACAAGAACUUUAAGUUUUUAUAAAGCAGUCAGUGUUUCUUCAAUUUAACAAGAGGCUUUUCAUAUAAAGCAAAGAAAACAUUGGACUGGAUUUAUAGCUCGUUUGUCACUUAAUAACUUUCUAUUCUAAAAUAUACUUUUUCUUCUUAUGUCAUAGUCAAAAAACAAUAAACGGACAACUUUUGCCAAAAAACAGUUUGACUUUGUGUGGAUUCAUUUGCAACAUACGCGUAUAGCUCUCGCAUUUCCAGCUGAAAUUUUUUGUUUUUAGGCUUAAAAACGAUAAAAAAUUCCAGCGGGCAAAUGCGACAGCUAUAAGCGUAAGUUGCAAAUGAAUCCACCAAUUAUAAGUAAGCAAGUUAAAACUGAAUAUACUAAUCAUCCUAAAAAGCCAAUUACCAAACAUCAGUAACUGUAGGCUCAUUAGCCAAUGAGAAGGCAGGUACUUGGUACAAUGUCUAAUAAUGGCAGUUAAUGGUUAAGUCCCUGUUGGUGCCAGCAGUCCAGUUGAGAUUACCCUGGGUACAAGAAAGCUUCGUAGGCCACAGUCCGAUACGCCUUUAUUAUAAGGACUUGACCAAAACCAGAAACUGCGUAUGAAAAGCCUCUGCCACCCGGGGUAAUUUGAGAUUCGAAUCUCGUCAAAUCUGCGACCUCCCCCUUGGAAAACUGACCCUUCUGCGCGCGUUUAGUAAGCUAACUGGGCGUAAUCAACACGUGUUAACGCGCGCGUUUAGUACUGGCGCUAGGUUUUCACUGGUAGAUGGAAUAUACUAGAAGGAUUGUUUCAGUAGAGAUAUUCAUUAUGUAAGAAACGUCUAAGCUACAGUUUAUUUGCUUCAUUGCCCCGACUAUUCAGAAAAGCAUGCGUUACGUCUCGCUAAUUGUGUUGGCUUUAUUGCUGGCGAAAGUUGGCGGCGCAAAGAACCAAUGUUCGGUAGCCAAGGUCUGUGGCGCACUAGAUAACGUCUCGCGGCAGCAAGAUCUAAUUGGAAAAAAAGUUAACGCGAUACUUGGCGGCAGUUGUUCUGAAGCGGGUGAGUUUCACGAAUGUCUUUAAAUUUCUUUUUCAUCGAUCAAUGCCCACAAAAAUUCGAGGAGUCUACAAGUGUACAUAUUAAAUUUUGUGUAACUUAUACUGACUUUUUUGCACAAGAGUGACCUCAAUAUAUUCAUCGAGGCAAAUUUUUAUUCCUCUGAGGCAACCUUAUGGAAGAUCUUGACGAUUUAUCAUAUUUUUUGGUAAUACUUUUAGGCCUUAAACUGCUUGAACAGCUAGGUUGAUCAUCAGAUUUAUCGCGGCAUCGUUUACAGGAUCACAUCUAUCAAUCAUGUGAAUAAUUUCAUUCGCACUUUAUAGAUGAACAGAUUAAUAUAUUUAUUUCAAUUUGAAAAAUUGAGGUAAGCUUAUAUUUGGCAUGUACUGACAAUUUCCGACACUAUAAUGACAAAAAAAGAAGUCAUGAACUUAUUAAGCUGUUUUGAAGUUAAGACCACUAUCAACAAAGGGAUUUUUUCAAGUGAAGGCUGAUGGAAACCACAUUAAAAAAAUUGAACCUGGCGAAAGAUAGCGCUUAGUUGUAUAGGGCUCGAAGAGUCAUCCUGCCUUUUGAAUCUAAAUACGGUGGCCAAUUUACCUGGUAAUCAAAUCGGCAUAACGGUAACAAAAUUAGCAAAAUAGUCAUGUGUAAGGUUGGGAAAUAGAGCUGAUCACUAUAAAAUGUAAAAUAGGCUCAGCGGAAGUGGAAAUCAAACAUGAAAAUAUGACAACUUGACGGUGGGUCACAGCUCAAUGAGCCGCAACUAUAUCUUCUUGUCUAAGAGCUUAACAUCUUUUCAUUUUCUUGUUUAAAAAAAAAAUUAUUGACUCAUUUCCAACUCUAAGUCUCUGAUGAAGAAAUUUGUCAUUCAGACAGCGCAUUCACAGUAAGGUACUCACACUUCACAGUGAAGGACGGAAGCAAAUACCACUUUAUUUGCGAGUUUAGGGUUGAUGAAUUAUUAAAAUGCCCUCUUCGCUCUGAAUGCAAAUGCAAAAACAUACUGUCUUCAAAAUAAAGUGAAGUGUAACAAGGCAAAAUUUUCUUCAGAACUUACCAUCGUCAAAUAGUGACAUGGUAGGGAAUAGAUUUACACGAAUAAACUCCGCAUCCAAUUAGAACAAGGCGUUGUUUAUUCUAGGGUAAUAUGAAAAAACUAGGUACAACUGUUUGGUUUUCACAGUCUAUCACCAUCCAGACAAUUAAUACGAUUCUACCUCAGCAAAAAAGAGAGACAAAGGAACUCUUAACAUUUUUCUGUUUUGCCCUGAAGAUUCUCUCUUGGUUUUGCAUAACACAGUACGUAGAACCCUGAUAACUCGAACUCUGAAGGAAAAAAAAAAACAGUUGCAGUUAGCGAGGGUUCGAGUUAUCGAGAUCGAUUGAAUCUUCAAUUUCCCACUUUACUACUGAAUGUUUGUUUACUGACAUUUCAGCACUUCAGUAUACAGCAGAUUGCCAGCAGAAUUGUAACGCGAUUAUGCAUUUCUAUGACAUUUCUAUGAUAAAACACUAGGGAAAUGACUGUCAAAUACGUGAUCCGUUCGUUGCACUUGCUAUAUAAGAAAAAAUGUUGUUGUGUUACUUUUAGGGAUUUUACCGAUUGCACGACAAGAAAAAGCCAAUGGGGUGGCAUCCUUGGUGAGUUCCAACGACCAGAAUUCAGGGGCACCCAACAACUGUUUUCUGUAAAAUAUCUGUUCGGGGAAGCAAAUAUUGCCUAGAAUUUUCUAUUACUUGAGGACGGCUACUAGCUACUAGUAGACAAGUUUCUAGAUGACCGUUCUAUUCAUGCACAAUUUUCGAAGCCUAUCUAAUAAAUUCCUACGAUUUUCUGAAGUUUUAUUUUCACAUUUUAUUACCCAGGAGAGGCUAUUUUUUUGUAGAAUAAAAGAAAACCUCAAGUUUUUGUAUUAAAAAAUGUGCAUGAUGGAGAGAGGAAUCACAAAAAUUCUUACCUUCGUAAUACGUUAAAUUGCAUUUAAAAUUUUCGGGAAAAUAAUACUGAAGACCUUGUAAUUUCGAAAAGAAUCAAGUUUCCGGCCCUAGGAUGACCGAACAGAUACAAAUUUUAUAGCGCCACUUAGAAUACAUUUCUAGAUAUAUAUCUAAAAGUGCUUUGGAUAGUCUAAAAAGUGUUUUCAAUGAAUUUAGAAGGAAACCGUCGUUGGCUACCCCUUAGAAUUCGAGUUAUCGAGGUUAAUUUUGAUCAAAAGAAACGACAUUUAGUUCGAGUUAGUGGGGAAUUCGAGUUAUCCGAGUUCGAGUUAUCCAAAAGAGAAAUGAAAGUGACUGAAAAGUAGGGUCAAAUCCAAGGGAGGUGGGGCUUAGGGAGUUCGCGUUAUCCGAGUUCGAGUUACCGGAGUCCUGCUGUAUUUACAAAAGACCUUAAGUGUCUAAUUUUAUUAUCAGCAAUUUUAUAUACGGAUUUUUGAAAUAAAUACUGUCCCCCAAGAUAAGCCGCGGAGUUUUUCCAAUAAAUACGGUAUAUCAGCCCCUUUUGUAAGCGGUUCAAUUAAUUAUUCACUUCCUCUCUUUUUGGGGCCAAAUAGGUUAUUCGCGGACAGAGUGAGAUCUUAUAAAUUGUACCGAUUUCCUCCAAUAUCCGAGUUAAGAAACGAACCAAAAAGAGACUUGAAUACAGGUCCAAUUAAAUAGCUUUUCAUCGAAAAUAGAAGAAGCGCUGGCCCUAGCUUUCAAUAAGAGCGUCACGGAGCGAAAAAUAAAGCAAGGGUGGGGUUUUCCAAAGUUUUUCGUGGUUUUUAAACAUGUCCUUAGGAAGUCAUUGUUUCCAAGUUGCUCGAAUUUUGCGGCUAAGUUUCAUCGGUGGAUUUACGCAGCGUAUUCAGUCGAACGAAACCGAACCAAAACUCAGCCUUUAUCCAUCGCUUUAUCCAUCAGAUCGCUUCCAGAAUUGUAGUUUUACGCUGGGUUUCACUCUUUCCGCUCUCUCCCGGCAACAUCUUACCUUUGUUCUCGUGUUUGAAAUUGACGCUAACACAUAACUUACUUGUUAACCGCAACGACUUGUGUGAAACUUAGAUGAAACUCGUUCUGUGUUCAGUUUUUGAAACUUCGAUUUUUGAAUUUUUCAUUAUGGUCGAUAGCUAAAGUUUUCUAUUUCCGAACGUUCGAUUGUGUUCGAUUGGUAAAAUUUGAGUGGGUUCGACUAUGUUUGAUUACCAAACCCAAUAGACAGCCCUGAAUAGAAGUCAAUCGAACGAUUGGAGUUUGAUUGGGUCGAUCUUUUAUCCAACGUUCGAUUGACUACGCCGGAAUUUACCACCAAAAAAAUAUGUCUAGGUCAGAUGCGCCGCUACAGUAAGCGGUGCAUCAAGACUGGCGAUUCGAGAAGACUCGAGAAAAUCGCAAUGAAAGUCACCACGAAUUCGCACGGAUCACCGUUUCAAUAAAUUGGACUUCUCUGCCACAAUCUCUUUCGGGUCUUCGUGGGUGAGGGGGCUGGGGGGUUGGGGGCAACUUGCCUAUAGCGCUGAUUACCAAAGUUGCAGAGCGAGUAAUAGCCUGCGAAAUGCAGACGCAUUUCCGGUCGCCGCUUCGCUCCCUCCGAAAAUAGCGUCUGGGGGGCUAUUUUUCGUAGGGAGAGAAGCGAAGACCGGAAAUCCGUCUGCUGCUCGCAGGCUAAGCGAGUAAGGGCACUUUUUGUCCGUCCAAAAAAAGUACGAUCGCGUAAAAUAAACUACAUUGAGAUCAUUAAAGCUUAAAGGAAGAGGCGUCAAAGGAGAUAACGAGGUAUAUUAUGUUAGUGCUGGUGAGUUAGGCUACUUUAUGACUCAGUACAACCUUUCUAUCGAUACUGCAAAUCAACAUAUCUUUUCUACUUUAGAGAUAAGCUCAAGAAAAUUAAGGUAUGGGUCUUCUAUUUAAUUCCUCAAAAACGGGGGGGGAGGGGGUGGUCUAACUUCUUCAGCUUUCAAUAUAGUACAAAACAACUUAAGGGAGACUUCCUAAAAUAAGAAGACGCCUGAAGGCGUUUACGCGGGAUGUGUUGGUAUAAGAAAGAAUUACCGGUAUGUUGAAUGGCGAUGAAAAGUUGAGUAGUGUAUCAACAACAAAUGUGUGCAGGAGAGACGUAAUCUGCUACACCCGGGCCUCCAAGUUCCUAACCCAAAUUAAUAAAUCAGUGAACUGCUAGUUAAUUAUUAAAAAUUAAACAAAUUAUUUUCUGAACAAGUCAAGCAGGAUUUUGUGAAUAUUUUUUCAUGAAAAGACACAUCCUUUGACCUCCCGAGCGUCCGACCAAAAACCCCGCGCGUCAUAUGAAAGUAAGUUUUCGCGCCAUAUGAGAAACAUGGGCAGCGCCGCCUAAUAUUUCAUGUUUUUUAAAUGGAAAAGUAAGAUUCUGGUCUGUUUAUGUAUUUUUUACAAAACUUUUUGGGUAAAAAAUAAAGGCACUUUUAUUUUUUCUAAUCAUUUUUAUUUAGGUUGAAAAGAAAAUUCGCUUAAGAUUGACUGAGAUCCCGCGGACCGUGGAGCUUUCCGGGAAUCGGUGAAAUGUUCAGGACAAAUAAGCUUUUAGCGGAUUCGGUAGCAAACUAGCUCUACUUUGACCGCUAAAUUUAGCUUUUGCGUAUUUAUUUUUAGUACGUGAUACGUAUUUUGACUUGUCACGACACAAAAGACAAUGCGGGACCUUAUAGGUUUAUACCCCAUUCUAUUACAAUCACAAUAAUAGUCGUCUCUUUUCCUUUGUAUACAUCGUAUUUUGCUGGAAUAACAAGUUAUGUUUUAGCCUCGCAGACACACCAGUGAAAAACAGGUAAAAAUAUUAAUUAACAUGAAAGAGUGACCCCCGUGUUUAUUCAGCGAUUUUUUUAAAAUACAAAACUAUUGUUUUGGGUCGCCGACCGUACUUUACCCCUGUAAGAGCACAAGUAACAAUUUCCUAAUGAACAGUUCUAAUUUGGAGAAAAAAUUUCAAUGUUAUUUUGGAAAGCUGUUAAAAUCGAAAGCUGUGCAGCUUGUCACGUUAAUAGUAGAAGUCGAGUAGUCCCCAUUUUUCCUCAGGGAUAGUAGAGCAAGCGGAACGCGAGCGCGCUUGAAAUCACCCCACGCCUUUCUCGCGUGAGCUGUUUUCAAGGUUUAUUACUUCGGCGGAGCGCGAAGUAAAGGAUUCGCGACGCUCGUUGACCUUUUUGGGACAGGAUUGGCCACGCAAAGUCUGUUUUCGGUUUUAUUCGGCUAUUUGACGAAGUGAGAGCCGAGUUAGUUCGAGAUAUCUCGAGAUCACAUCGAUUUCUUUGUUUCAUUCUUCAACUUAUUCGAGGAAGAAAGAAUUGUUAUUUUGGCUUUCCCGGGGUUUGAACCGACUCACCUGUGCGACCCGUCAGAUCAGAGAAGACUUUACUGCGCUUCUCCCAAACACGCUAACUCUAAAGUUCAAAAGCCGCCUUCACAAUUCCGUUUUUCGCUGCCGUCAAUCAUAACUACGACCACAAGCAACGAACCUUGAAACUCAGAAACACACAAAACGGAUCCAAAUCCAUCAAUCACAAACCAUGACCUUUUGAAACAGUUAAAGUAAAGUUUUGUUUCCUAAGAGGUCCGUUAAGGUGAUUGACGGCAGCGAGAAACGCAAUCCGCGUCAGUUGGCUUUUGAACUUCAGAAUUCGCAUUUUUGUGAAAAGCGCAGUAAGUUGAGGGAUUAGCCGAUUGCCCUACUACGACCCAAGGUAAUUCGCUAUAUGAAAAAUAGCUAUGAAACUAUGCACUAGUUUCGGGACAUGAUUGAGAGUGCAAGUUCGCGACUUUUCGGCUUUGUUUUUCACGAAAUGAGACCGGACUACUUCGAAUAAAACGAAAAAAGCCGUCGAGAAUACAACAUCAUGCCCGAGGUUUUCUCCUUUUUUUUCUCCCCAAGGGAGAAAGCUGGGUCACAAAGUGGAAUACCUGAAAAGGAAAACUACUACCCUUCCCCGAUCCUUGAAAAUGCUUUCUUAAUCAUCAACAAAUAGGCAAAGCGCGUAAAUUUUUGCUUUUAUGUCCUUGAAACAGACAAAUUCUCAGUAGCCGCUGUAGUGGACUGUACAAGCCUGGUGAAAUCAUUUCCAGUCAAUUUAUACUACACGCUCAACACACAAGCCACCCUCUAUCAGUUGUGCUGAGUCCUCGCUCAUCCUUCUGAAGAAUCGCAGACGUAUACCGUGUCAGCGGAGCUCUUAAACAAGGCCGGAUGGAGAGGAAUACACAGUGGACAUCUGGGAUUGCUGUUUAAUGUUGUGGAUGAAUACAACUUUGAUUUCGUUUACUUUAGGUAAAUUUGUUAGCUCACAGACCUCUCAAAGUUCACUCAAUGAAUAGCUGGAGGUUGGGGGGGGGGGAGGUAAAAUUGUGGAGGAAUGGGGGUCAAUGAUAAAACUAUGAGUAACGUCGGGUGUUUGUUGGGGUUGCGGAAACCAUUGUUGGUUCGCGUUUGUGUUGCGAUUUUGAUAUUGUUGAGUUUCUUUUCCUUCUUUUGCAUUACGUCAUUAGGUGAUUGCACCCGUCCACAACACCAAGAAACUACUGGAACGUUGUUGUCCUUGCUUUUCAUGAUUUAAACAGGAUAGCUCUCUAAAAAGGAAGCGGUUUCAACCAUGGUGUUGUAAUUAUGAGUCAUCUUCGUCCCCAGGUUUUUUUUUUUUUCACGGUCCUGGGCUACGAGGUUGAAUAUGAGUCACUAGAAUUAUUAUGUCAAAAUAAAGUGCACAAUUCAGUGCUGGAUCCAUACCUUGAGAUAAGGAGGGGGCGCGGUCACUUCAUACAUACAUACAUGUUUUUUAUUUGGAGUUUUAUACAAUAAAUAGUCAGUGUCAACUAUUUCCAAAUAACUAAAAUUACAAACAACAAAAAAUUCCUAACCAUAUAUGGCCAAUAAGUUAUUGAGUAUUUACUUUUUGCCGUCUUCCCCGUUCCAUUUUUUCAAAGCAUUCGAACAUAUGUUUUGCUAUUAGUUUUUGUAUUUUAGCAUUUCCGCUAGGGGGGUUUAUUAGAAACAUGAAUAUUUUGUUAGGUGACAUUCUGCUUAUUUUUAUUCUAUAUUUUUUUCCAAAUAAUCUUGUAACGAACAUCUUUUUUCCUGGUAAGCAGGGCAUAUAUUUAGAAAAUGGUAUUCGUCCUCCAUUUCUAUUUUACAAAUUGGGCAAACUCUUUCUGCAGGUUUCUUAAACGGUCUCGAAUAACGUCCUGUCUCUAUGGCUAAUUUGUGGUUGCUAAGAAGCAAUUUUGUUAGAGCUAUUCUGUGUCGCGUAUAGGUGACCUGAUGUAGGUAAUCUUUACAUUUGUAAUUGUCUAUCAUUUUGAACAACCGGUAGGUUCUCAUUUUGUUGCUGUGGUUAGCAUCUUUUCUGGUGUCGUUAUUUAUUUCACUUAGCCAUCUUUGUAGUUCGAUAUCCUUAAGUCUUUGCCUGAUCAUGUUUACGAUUCCUAUGUCCGUAUAGUGUGCUUUCACCCAGAGUUCUCCUACUCCUAUCUGUUCCAAUAAGAUUUUGUUUCUGUUGCUCCAGAGAGCUUUAUUUUCAUUCCAUUUAAUGUCAUUGUAUGCUAUUUGGGAUAAUCUGUUUUCAUUUUUAGUUAAGGUUAACCAGAACUUAAAGUUCCUACAUUGGGCUUCAAUUCUUAUUGCGAACAUUCCUGUCUUAGCCCUGCACGCAUUGUUAUUGCAGUAUUUAUUAAUUCCCAGCAACCACUUUAGGAAUUUAUUUUGAACCAAUAUUCCGCUGGAUCCUUUUCUAAUUGUCUAUUGAAGUCAAUCCCGCACACUUCACUCGCACAAAAGAGUAUAGGAGCGGAUCACUGCAUCAAAUAACUCCAUCGUUAAUUUUAUAUUUUCUCUGUUGAAGUGGUUUCCCAUCUCUUUUCGUAAUUUAUAGAGUGCUUUAAGUGCAACUUUCUUCUGCUCUUGAAGAACGAGAUUAAAGUUUCCAAAAGGACUCAUUAUGAGUCCAAGAUAUUUGUAGGAUUUGACUUUUUCCAGUUUAUCAGCGCCGUAUCUGGACAAGUAGUUGUUUGAAGACUUACCACAGUUAUUAAAAAUCUUAAUUUUUGUCUUGCUGAUCUAGAGAAGAUCACUAGAUCGUCCGCAUAUAAGAGACAAUUUAUAUAUUUAUCACUUAGCAUAAUGUUGGUUGAACUCGCCGUAUUUCGGAAUUUUGGUAGAUCACUUAGAUAGAAAUUAAAAAGAGUGGGUGACAACAUGCAACCUUGCUUUACCCCGCCAUGACAAGUAAAGGAUUCGGUUAAUUUGUUAUCAAUUUUAACUGAUAUCCAGACCUUUAGAUAAGAGGGGUCUCCCAAAAACAUUUUUCGGCCCUUAGGGCUCAGUUUGGUCCAAAAAUAAGAAUCCACGACUGCAAUUAUUUGACUUUUUUUGCAAAGUGUAACACGUAACCUUGCCUGUUGCAUAAUGAGCGCAGAUGAAACAAUUGUAAAUUCCAGCAUGUUUUCACUUCCGUUUUCCUCCUUCCCAUCAACCCAAAUAAAGACGUCUAAGGACGAGUCAGUGCCUGAAAGUCAACUAAUCAAAAGCUACUGGAAUGUAUAAUUUCGAUUUUGUGAAAAAAAAAAAAAUAAAAAACUAGCGGACGGCAGGAAGAAGAGGAUGGCAAAACGUUUGUGUGUGACAAACCUAACAAGGCUAUUACCUGCGUGUUUUGUCGUGAUCUUCACUUAACAUUAAUGUUUUCUGGUCUUUUACAAAAAGAUCUGUUUGAAUGAAGGUGAAGUUUGGCGGAAGGUUUUUUCCGAACAAAAUUACUGUCACGUUUUUCACACAAAGAUUGCCGCCUUCUUUCCUCUCCCGUCCUGUUGCGUAAGUUCAGUAUUGGUUCGGAAAGGGGCGUUGUGCUGUACGCAUGCAUCAGUUAACCAAUUGACUUACUGAUUGCAAAAUACCCUACAACUUACUAUUCAGACCUCACUCUUCCGGUGGAUGUUAUCAGACUGGAUACCUGGCCAAUGGCAAGAUGACGUGGGUCAAGAGUGCCGCGUGUCCUAAUGGACCUCCUAAAGGUGGUGCAUGGUUCCCAGUCUCAGUCACGGUGCACGGCCAAGACGCACAGGUGUACCACAGUGGGGUCCUGGUGGCAACCAUCAAGCCCCAUUUUCCUCCUAGGGCCUGGGGAGGAGUGUUCGCUAAUAACGGUUACAAAAAUGUGAUCCUCUUCAGAAAGUUCAAAACUGUUCCUAUCAUUUACGUCAGCAAGAGAUGCAAACGCGUGGUUGACUGGCCAGGAUACACUAAAGUGGAUGCUGCCCACGGACGUUGGCUGCUGGAUGGCUUCUGUCGAAUAGCAUACCUUAGAGAUGACAGCACAUCAAGUUACCAGCUCUCAGUCGAUAUGUACAACUUCAUGGGAAGGGGGGGAGUCAACUAUGGUCACCCAGGAGUGUUUUUAAACGCCGAAGAUCAAGACAACUAUGACUUUGUCUAUUUCAGGUUUGUCGCAAUUUAUACACGCGUAAGAGGGAAGAUGUCACUAUUUUGGUUUCAAAUCUGAGCGACAAUCUGAAUUUUAAAAAACCUUCUUAUGACCAGUUCAGUUUACGGAAAUGAUUUCGGGGUAUUAGAAAUCUAUGUGAAGAUAAGGAGUGCUAUAUUAGCUGAAACAUUGUUUUCGUGGCGUGGUUAUGCAAUAAACCUUUUAGGUUUGAUUCCAUUUGCUUAA